AUGGAGCGUGUUUCCAUCAAUGAGUCGUCACGAGAUAAAUUUAAAGUUACUUUAAAGGAAGGUAAAAUGCGUUGCCUCGCUGAAAAAUGCACGAAUAUGAUUUUGCGGAGAGACUGUAACGAAGUAGUAGAAACUCCGGAUGUUGAUGAAUUUCAAAUGCUGCAGAGAUGGGGACAGAGGAGUAACGUUAUCAAAGUAGUCAAUAAAAUUGACUUUGGAAUUAUCAAACAUAAAGCUUUUCGCUCAACCAAAUUUGUGAAUGAAUUUAUAGAUCAUGUUGUCGAAAUAAAUCUUGUUCGGGAUGUUUUCUCUGUCCCAGUUAUGACAAUGAAGGGAUAUUUUCUUGACUAUGGAAUUUUAAAGCAGAAGUUUGAUAUGUGCCUUACGGGAUACGCAUGGUACAGUGGGACUUCUGUUUUUGCAAAAGAGGUUAUCAGAAGAGAAAUCAUGGAGAUGGAAAAUUUCGAUCCUUCAGUAUCGUUGCUACUGGCGGCACAUUCCACGCAAAGAGAGUCGGUACAAUUUCUGCUAGAAAAUGGAGCAAAAGUCACAGGAGACGUGAUCUACAUUGCAGCACAUAAAAGUGUCGAAGUGUUGGAAAUGGUACUCCAGCGCCCUGGUGUAGACGUAAACGAUAGAGGAGACGCUAUCAAUGGGAACUAUCCACUUAUUGCCGCUGCACGAAAUGGUCUACAUGAAGCAGUUAUGUGUAUGCUUACGUUUGGCGCUGACACUGGAGUCCAGAAUAACGCUAAAAUGACAGCACUUCAUAAAGCGAUACUUCAUCAGCACGCUGAGAUAAUAGAAGAACUGUUUGAAGCCGGUGCUCCUCUCGAUGUUAGAGGAGGCAAGUAUAAGAGAACUCCUCUGCAUUUAGCAGUCGAUCUAGGGAAUGAAGAUCUUGUAAACCAGCUGAUCAAUAAAGGUGCAUCACUUCAAAUCAAAGAUAAUCGGGGACAAUACCCAAUACACAUGGCCGCAAUACAGGAUAAUGUGAAAAUAGUAAAACGGCUAUAUCUUUUUGACAAAACACAAGAAACGCUUCGUAUAUCAUCGUAUGGAAAAAAGUCUAUGAUAAAGGGUAUGUCAUUAUUCCAUGUAGCAAUUUGGAAGAAAAAUGUGCGGCUUUUAGCAGCAUUGAUUAGGAUGGAGAUAAAUCCAAAUAUCCAAGACUUCUAUGGCCAAACACCUUUAUUUUUUGCAAUCAUGAAACGACAUGCGAACCUUGCGAAAAAAUUACUUGAUUACCAUAAAACGGACAAAACAAAAUCUCAAAAACAAGGUUAUACACCAUUAAAUGCUGCAAUCCAUAAAGAAUUGCCCGAAGUUGCUACAAAGCUUAUCGGACUUUCGGAUGUGAACGUGGUCGAUAGAUUCGGGAAAACACCACUUCAUGUCGCUUGCGACAAAAUGAAUACAGUUCUUAUCAAGAAACUUCUAGAAAAUGGAGCCGAUCCAAGACAAAUAACAAAAAGAGGGGAUACCAUUUUCCAUUUACUCAAACGAAAGAAAAAUAGAACACCGCUAAAUAAGAUAGAAGAGUCAAAAUAUGCUGAAAUGCUUCUUGCCGAAUGGGAUCCAGAAUUUGUUAAAUUGCUACCAGGUUUAAAGAACAAAACAGGAGAAGUCAUUAAAUUGCAUUAUCAUCCAACCGGACUAAUUACUCGAAAGCAGUUGCUAUUAGCUAAGCCAGUGAGUUCAAACAUGGGCGCCGGAAAUACAUCAGAAGAUGAAAAUUACAGUUCAGGUGAAGGAAGCUUUGGAGAUACCUUUGGCGAAAUGGAUAAUGAUGAUGAUGACGACGACGACGAAGAUGAUUAUGAUGAUGAUAACGAUGAUGUUGAUAUGGGUUAGGAAGAGGCGUGUUGGAAUACCGAUGAUGAGACUAAUGACGAGGACAGCGAUGAUUUUUAUUAAAAUCAUUUUGUUGCCUGAUGCUUUUACUGUCGUUGGGACGGUAUAAAUGUUUCCAGUAAUUUUAACUUUAUAGCUAGACAUAUAAAAGCCCUGCCUGUAGGACAACAAAAAAAUCGACAUUCUUUUCUAUUACAUUCAUAACUUAUAGAAAGGUCGAGAACCAAUUAUAGUAACUGCCGAUGUCUUAGAAAGCAACCCCGUAGAAUGAAAAUGUACUGAAGUACAUGGAUCAAUCAGUACAUAACGGAAAUGCACGUAUACGACAUAAAGUAUACUAAAAAGAGCAAUAUGACAAAUGAAUACUGUGGGACACAGCAAUGGGAAGUUCAGUGGCAAAGGCGAAAAUAAGUUAAACGUUUACUUUAAUGCAGUAAUCCAGUUAUUCCACUGAAAGGCAUCAGAAAUGUUUAUUUUGGUUGCAGUCUUUCUGUAUUACCAGCAACUACAAUAUUUGUCUAUCAUUUCAUAAUCCAAGACAAAAUAGUUUUAUAUAGAAUUACUAGUAUUAGAUGAAAAUUGUACGAAUUUGUAACAGACAAAUGUAUGAGGUCAUGAAAAAACUAAAAGGCGUGUGCCUUUGUCGUCUGUUGAAUAAUGUCUACGAACGUACAUAAAAUAUAUCAAGAAAAUAAUACUAGGACAAAAGUUCAAAAGAAAAGGCCACAACAAAGAACGCAGCCACACAAACAGCACUUCAAUUGGACAUAAGUUUACGUGCAAAUUCAAUUAAACCCUACUGUAGUACAUGUAUGGAAAAGCACAUGAUGGGCAAGCACAGACAAUUGAAAAUAGUGGGACACUGAAUCGGAGAGAUCAGUGGCUAAAAGAAAAGUUAGUAAAUUUAAUACUUUACUGCAUUUCUGCAGAACUUUCUUAUGUAGAAAGGAACAAAAAUGUGUUUCUUUUCUUUAUUAGCUACAACAUAUGUUAGAUCUACAUGAGGACAUUUCCGAUGUAAUAUGUGUUAAAUAUUCUAUGAUGUUUAACAUUUUAUAUGCCAAAACAAAUUAACUUUAUAUAGAAUUAUUAGAAGAAAAUUGUACAGGUCUUUGUGACAGACAAAUGUAUGUGGUCAUGAAAAACCUAAAAGGCGUGUGCUUUUGUCGUCUGUUGAAUAAUGUCUACGGAUGGACAUGAAAUGUAUCAAAAAAAAAGAAAACAAGGUCAGAAAUCCAACAGGAAAGGCCACAACCAAAAAACCCAGCCAUCCAUACAGCACUCUAUAUGCAAAUAGGUUUACAAGAAAAUGCAAUGAAACCGUACUGCAAUACGAGUUGAGGACAAGCACACAUAGUGCAUAAAGAGUAAUAAAACGUAGACAAAACAUACAAAUGAAAAUAGUGGGGCACUGUACUAAAACGGUCAGUGGCAAAAACAAUAACUAGUGAAAUUAUUGUUUUAAGUCUAGUUAUUUUACAGAAACAAAAUGUGUUGUUUUUAUACGCCCGAAGUGACGUAUUAUGUUAUGGUCUCGGUGUCCGUCUGUUCGUCUGUCUGUCCGUCCGUCCGUUAGCAAUUUCGUGUCCGCUCUGUAACUCUUGAACCCCUUGAAGGAUUUCAAAGAAACUUGACACAAAUGUUCACUACACCAAGACGACGUGCAGAGCGCAUGUUUUGGAUGUGUCAGUUCAAGGUCAAGGUCACACUUAGGGGUCAAAGGUCAUACAAGUGUGUUUCGUGUCCGCUCUUUAACUCUUGAACUGCUUGAAGGAUUUCAAAGAAACUUCGCAUAAAUGUUCACCACACUGAGACGACGUGCAGAGCGCUUGUUUCGGAAGACUAGCUUAAAUGUCAAGGUCACACUUAGGAGUCAAAGGUCAUAUGAGUGUGUUUCGUGUCCGCUCUGUAACUCUUGAACUGCUUGAAUGAUUUCAAAGAAACUUGGCACAAAUGUUCACCACACUGAGGUGACGUGCAGAGCGCAUGUUUUGGAUGACUCGCUUCAAGGUCAAUGUCACACUUAGGGGUCAAAUAUCAUAUAUGACUUUGCUUUGUGUAUAUUGCAUUGCAGUGCUCUUGUUUUUAUUUGGUAGAUCCCUUUUUGUUCUCUUACAAUAAUUUUUUUUGUAUUACUUCCCUUUUUUUGUUACUAUAAAUAGCUUAUUUUGAAACUUUUUUAUUAUUGGCCAUUGGGAAAAACCGAGACCACUUUUCUGUGGUACAACAUGGAUGGUACAUCCAAUUGUUAGAUGUAUUUUGACAUAACUUUACCUGGUAAGAAUUUUUUUGUGGACUAAGAAAUUAUUUUUUUUUGAAUUUCUUCUUUUUUGUUGUUCCUGUCCUUUUGGCUUCUACAGUCAAGUUCUUUAAAUUUUGCUCCCAUCCUCUGAUGUAACCCUUCGGGCGUAUAUUACCCCGCUUGGCGGCGCUCUUGUUUGUACUCUUUUAUUAGCUACAACGUUUGUAAGUUCUGAGGAAACUGUUUUAUUCGCACAUUUUAUCUUUUUAACUUUCUAUUAUGUCUAACAUUUCAUAAUUCAAGACUAAAUAGUUUUAUAUAGAAGAAAACGUGAAAAAAGAGCAAGAAACUGGAAGUUAAAAAAAUACUGAGAUGAGAGAGAGAGAGAAGGGUUUGGGGUGACUGUAAAGAUCUGCUCAGUGAAAGAAACCAGAUGCACAAUUUCACAUGCUGAAUAGAAUUUCAUAAACUCUAAUGGUUGACCUACCUUUUCCUGAUUUCUUUUAAAUUCAAACAAUACAAGUGAUACUAUACAUCAUUCUAAAGAAAUCUGACGGUGUAUAUUUAGUAUUUUUUAAUAUUUCAAAAUUAUAGAUUAUUUCUAAACGAUUUUGUUUGAGAAUUUUCCGUUGUAAAUUUCAGCAAUUAUUUAAAUCAUUUUCUUCAAUUUGAAAUUACUUUUACACGGGUUGUUAAAAACUUUCAGAAUAAAUUAGUUAGCAUGCAAACAAUUUUUGGGACGGGUUUAUUCGCCACCCGAGUUAUGAGUAUAUUUCUGACAAUCAUAUAAUCUACAUUUUAUUCCUUAUCACAUCAAAUAGAUGUUCAUGCGCUACAAAAUUAGUUCUAGUCAUGAACGUCGCAGAUGAAUGUUCAAUGACCAAGCAGUCCUAAUAAGCCUGUCUCCAGUCAAAAUGACUAUUUAGAUUAUAUAAGCUCUAUCGGUGACAAGGAUUUCAUGCCCAUGUAUACAUCACUGCAUUCCUGUGACCAUUUAGAUAAUGUUAAUUCCUGAUUAAUGACUGUGAAGUCACGUAGUGUUCGUCUUAGAUUUGAGGCACAUUUGUGUUUAUUUCCCAUACAUGUGUUAUUAUGAUUUGGCAUUUGUUUUGUUAAAAAUAGCUCAGACGUGUAAUAUUAAUAGCGCAUUUGAUAAUUGAGAUAUUUAUAAAGUAAAGGUAGUGAAGGUUACUUGAAUAUUUCAAAGUGAAGUUUUGUUGUUGUUGUUGUUGUUUUUUUCAUGCAAACUGUUUGUUGCUUUUUGCUUUCUGUUUUAUAAUGUUACAUUUUGUACAGGUGACAUGACAUUUUUAAUAAACAAAAUUCUCUGCUUUAUCCUAGCUGUUAGCGAAUGGAAGUACAGGAUAGUUGCCAUAACAUAUUAUAUUGAAUUACAUUCCUAUAAGGUUCCAUGCAUUCUACAACUCUAUAUAACCCUGAUACGAAAAUUGUAGAUGCCAUUUGUUAAAUACUUAUAUUAUAGUUUUCUAUAGUACUUGAUAUAAUUUAUAUUUAUAGAUUUAAACAGAUCACACGCUUGUAUCCAAUUAACACUAUCUCGCCAUUUACUAUUUUGCCAGUAUUUCAACAAUUACCAUGCAGUUUUGAAAUCUGGCAUACCUUUACAUGUUGAUACAUACAUGUUCUUACUAACGUAUUAAAAUUAAUACAAAAAUAUCAAACGAAGGAAAGAUAUUUUAUUUAUUCAACUGCCUCAUCCCAUUUGUGAAAAAAACAGCUUUUUUCAAAAUGAGUGAACAACAUUUAUAAGAAAACAGAGGUGUUAAAUUGUACGAGGAAAUGGUAUGAUAUCACACAACUAUUAAAUGUUCUUUUAUAGGGCGUGUUAUUUCAUCUUAUUUCCACAGUACGUUUUCGCUUAUUUGUGCAUUGUAGAUGUAUUGCCUUAUCUUAGUGAAUUUCCAAAGUUGGUUGAAGUCGCCAAAUAAAUAAAUUUAUCUGA
This is a messenger RNA of Mercenaria mercenaria, 6059 nucleotides long. RefSeq names its product serine/threonine-protein phosphatase 6 regulatory ankyrin repeat subunit C-like. Gene Ontology annotation, molecular function: protein binding. Gene Ontology annotation, cellular component: ciliary inversin compartment. Gene Ontology annotation, biological process: protein localization to ciliary inversin compartment. Lineage: Eukaryota; Metazoa; Mollusca; Bivalvia; Venerida; Veneridae. The coding region runs from base 1 to 1854 and encodes 617 amino acids. The record is from RefSeq and is a predicted model, not a curated record. The transcript has a single exon.